GGCAGAAUGGGGUUGGACUGGGUGGCUCUUGUGGUCUCUUCCAACUCUAGGAUUCUCCUUCUUCCUCUGCUGCCCUGAAGCCAGGCUGGGGCCAGGAGAGAAGAAGGAGGCCUGAGGGAAGAGGCAGCAUCUCAUACAUAAAGGCCAAGGCAUAUCAUGUGGCCCAGAGGGCAAAAACGGCUGCAAACUGAGCUAAAAUGUUAACUCAGAAGAGAGGCAUUCAGAGUGUCACUUUUUGGAAACUACUGUACACUUUGCUGAAGCAGAUCCAAGGUGGAGGACGGAUGGAGCCUUCUGACAUAGGCACCCAGGUCAGAUUUGUCAAAUGUGUAGUUUUCACCCAUGGCUACAGAAGACUGACAUUUUAUCAGCUUCCUUCUGAUGGUUCACUGGGGAGCAAAGAACUGCUGUUGGUUUUUUCCUGGCUUCUCUGCAGAGUGAGCUUAGUGAAACAGUCACUGACACUAAAUAGACUUAAACUUUGGGAUGAAAUAGUUGUCUGCAUGUGUGAUACUCCUCUGAAAAGCCAGCAGGUUGAGAGAAACCUAGAUCCAGCAACUGAUGUGAAAGACCACAGAGAUAUUCGAUACUUGCAGUGGUUAAAUGGUCGACUGGAAUUCCAAUGGCGAAAUUGCCAUACUGAACAACAAGAACAGUGUAAGCUCCUGCAUGAGGUACAUUUAUACACUUUUGGCUCUCAUGUUAAUGCCAUCAUUGGUCAUUUUUCAGUCACAGAAGUAGAUGUUGUGAGACAACCUGAUAGUUACAAACAGUUGUUGCAUUUCAUAGAAUGUAAUAAUUCUCGACUGGAAGCCUUUCUGAAAUGGAAACCUAUGGAACCAGUAUAUUGGCAUUGGAUGAAGACUGUAUUAGAUCCUGAAACAAAAGAGACAAAAGAGCAAGAUGUUUGUAACAAGGAUCCUGUUUUGCUAAGUGAAGAUCUGUGUUGCUCUGGCCUUAGCAGAACUGUUGAAGAACUUGACAGAUGCAGGAAUGACCUAGUGACUUUAUGUGAAGAGCUGCAUGAGCUUGUAAUGUACAAGAAACAUAACAGCUGUAGAAAGGUCAGAGCAAGAGAGCAAGAACAGCUACAAGAAAAGGAGUUCAGCAGGACUAUCAAAAGAAUAGAAACAGCUGUGGACCUGAAACUAUCUUAUCUUAAAUGCCAUAAUUAUGCUUGCAAAAUCAAGAAAAUGCAUGGUCCAUACAGACUUGUAUUUAAAGGGAAAUCUUUAAAGGGCCACAAAAUGGAUUCCAUCAAGUCAGCAGCAACCAAUAAAGCUAUUACAAGAGGAAUCACUGCAGAGGAUGUGAUAACUGAUCUGAGGAAGCAAGAAGCAAGGCUGAAGGCAGAGCUGAAACAACAACAAGAAGAAAGCAGGGACAAGCUUCAUGAAGCUGUGAAAAAGUUUAGUCACAUGCUUUUCAUUCCACCCAUGAGAAGACAAAAGCAAGAGAUAAAGAUACUGUAGAAAUGGUGGCAAGUUUUGCUAACUUUGAAAGUACCAUUUGGAACCAUGCAUCAGGCUCUUGAUGUUCCCUUCUUUUGGGGAUUGUUAUUAUAUUUAUAUUAUAUUAAUUUCUGUGCAUCUUUUCAUGUCCCAUGAGCAGACUUGAACCAUUUCGACCAGUUUGUGGCUGAUUUUUAAUUGCCGGGGGGGGGGGGGGAGAAUGAAGGAACAAUCUGCUUAUUUUGGGUGUACUUAGGGCAGUUUGGGUGUACAAAAAUCACCUGGAAAAUGAUGGAGGUCUGAUGAUGAUAGGGGAGUGGCAGGAAGCUUCAGAGGAAACAAAAAAGUGGGGAUCAGGAUCUGAAGGCAGACUGAACUUUCCCCACCCUUCUAGAAUAUAUUUUUAAUAUUCUGAACAGGGCUUUAAAUGUAGCAGUAAAUAUAAAUAAAUGUUAGCAACUGUCUGUACUUGAAA
Sceloporus undulatus (fence lizard) is the source of this 1926-nucleotide messenger RNA. RefSeq names its product tubulin epsilon and delta complex 1 (gene TEDC1). The transcript has 8 exons. The record is from RefSeq and is a predicted model, not a curated record. The coding region runs from base 198 to 1472 and encodes 424 amino acids. NCBI's taxonomy places the organism in Eukaryota, Metazoa, Chordata, Lepidosauria, Squamata, Phrynosomatidae.